Molecule: messenger RNA, 1503 nt
Organism: Oryza sativa Japonica Group (Japanese rice)
Lineage: Eukaryota; Viridiplantae; Streptophyta; Magnoliopsida; Poales; Poaceae
Product: probable mediator of RNA polymerase II transcription subunit 26c
Source: RefSeq, a predicted model, not a curated record
CGGCGACCAAACCCUAGUGCCCGAUCGCCAUGGCGGAGCAAGGCGUUCUCCGGCGGUGGAAGCGCUUCUUCCCGGCGUUCGCCUCCAUCCACGCCGCCAUCGAGGCCGCCGAGCCGGGCAUCUCCCGCAGGGAGUUCCGCGACGCGACAGACAAGGUGGUGGCGAUGCUCUGCAACGCGACGGACGACGAGGCGGUGGCGGAGGAGCUCCGCGUCGUGCUCGACGGGAUGAUGGUCGAGGCGCUCCUCACGCUGGAGCUGGUUCCGGCGAUGCCCAAGAUGCUGGCCUCCACCGACCUCGCGCAGGACGUCGGCGCGCUGAGGAAUCACCCGUCGGAGCGAGUCCGCAGCCUCGCCAUCGGCAUCGUCCGCGGGUGGAGGGCCUCCGUCAAGGACGAGCUCCUCAAGGCCGCAGCCGCCAUGGAGAAGCUCUCCCAGGCGAUGGAGCCCGACGAGGCCGACGACCAUCACGCCAAGAUCCUUCAGCCAUCGCCGCCCAAGAAGACGGCAAACACCUCACGGUCACAGCCGCCUUUCCCCAAGAAGCAGAGUGCUCGUCCGGUGGUCGGCGGCAGCCGUGUCACCACGAUGGCCAAGAUCGAUCCGCCACCGGAGAAGGCGCCGGCGGCGGCUGCGGCUCGAAGCUCCCACCACCGCGAGAGCGUCGUGCCGUGCUGUACCGACGAGAAGGCCAUGAACGCCGCGAAGAGGAAGCUCCGGGAAGGGUACCAAGAAGCAGAGGAGGCGAAGCGGCGGCGCACGAUCCAGGUGAUCCAGGCGCCGGACAGGCAGCGGAAGAUGCAGGCGAUCACGCGGCCGCGAAGCCGACCGAGCUUCGUCGCCGCCGCCUCCACGGCGAAGAAGAGCUCUGGAUUCUCAUCGCUUCGGAGGUUUUAGCUAGGGUUCUUGUUCUCCUCCGGUGUAACAGUGAUGUGUCCAUGAUCAACUGAUCAUCCCCAAAGUGUAUUGCGUCAAAAAAAAAACAAAGAAAAUCCCCAAAGUGUAUGUAUGUAAUUGGUUAUCGAGUUUAUCCUGCUCGUCCUGGAUUACUCGCGUGUUUAAUCUAUCAAAUCAAUGAUAUAUUUUUGUGAAAAUUGAGCAAAUUUCUUUAUGUGAUUGUAGUAUGUGUCAAUCUGAUCGCGAUCGGCUUGAGGGGCGAGAGCACUGUUUCUGCUCGGAGUGAAGCUUCGGCUUGUUUGUCCCGAAUACCAGGCUUCUACAUGGGCCUGAGGCUUAGUAGUCGUGGGCUGGAAGCCCGUUAUAAGCAUGGGCCAGCGACGCCCGUGACAAAUGGGAAUAUCUGGGCCGGCCCAUCAAGCCAGCUUUGGUCUCCGUCUCUUCCGGGCCCAUCACGGAAGAGUCUUCUCGAAAUCGCAGCCGUUCGACCACGAUUUGACGGUCGCGAUAGAUCGCCGCCGUCGAAACGUAGCAGCGCUAGCCUUUGCGCACAAAUGUCGCAACGAAACUACGAAAGCAACAUGUAUAAAAUGGAAAUGAAGCCCCG